This is a messenger RNA of Manihot esculenta (cassava), 557 nucleotides long. RefSeq lists its product as uncharacterized. Bases 288 to 491 code for a protein of 67 amino acids. The transcript has a single exon. The record is from RefSeq and is a predicted model, not a curated record. Lineage: Eukaryota; Viridiplantae; Streptophyta; Magnoliopsida; Malpighiales; Euphorbiaceae.
AAGUUCGGUUUGGACUCCAACGCGUAUAAAAUUUCAUUAUCCUCUGUUAGAAUUUUAUAAAUUACGCAGACUUGUCUUCUUCCUUCCGGUCUAAGCUAUAUCUGUUUAGACCCUAGCUGACUAAAAUCCCCAUUCAUAUCUUUAUACAUACCCAAACAGGCCUUCUCAGCGAAUUGUUCUUCCUAUCUGAGGGCGAGGAACAAAUCAAGCAAUCGAGUCAGCGAUCGUGGAGAAGUAUAUUGAUUUUGUAAUCGAAGUUCAGCUAAGGUUGGGCAAAAAAAUCAAAGAUGUGUUUAGUGUUUGUUUGCGAUGAAGAUGAGAGGGUGAUAGGGAGACAGGUAGCACCUGGAGCUUGUCCUUUCUGUGGAGGAAUGAUUCAGGCCAUGGAUGUAGAGAGCAAGUGGAGAUUCUGUUUCUUGCCUCUCUACUUCAAGACUAAGAGAAGGUUCUAUUGCUCUGUUUGUUCCAGACGCUUGGUGCUCCAAAACUAGGGUUUCUGGUAGUAAUAUUCAUGUGCUUCAUACUUUAAUAUGAAUUUCAAUUGGUUUUUUUUUUAU